CCUACUCAGUGUAUCUGUUGAGGGCUGGUGGAGAGACGCAAAGGUUAGAAACCGUCGGUUGACGGUGGUAGUUUUUCACUUACAUCAGCCGUGUUCGGUGCGUGAUACCAUCGCCUAACAUGUAAUCUGCUCUCUCCUGCAUUACUAAUACAUCUCUCAAGCUUGUCGUCCUACACAACACCAAUCUACGCGCUUAAUUAAUCCAUAUCGCACAAGGUGAAACAGCCGACUCUCGUCUUAAAUGAAAAGAAAUCGUCAUCUCAUGUUUGUGUUUGUGGUGAUGCAAUUUUAAACCAGUAAUUGAACUCCAAGAAGAUGGACGACAAACAGCUUAUUUGUCGCAGGUUCGAAGUAUUUAAAAGAUAAAAAAGGUUCGAAAUGUACGAAUGUAAAAAAAAGAAAAUACGUUUUUGACUGCUACGAUUUUACAGUGAAUGUGGGUGAGUGUCAGAAAGAGGAAAUAAUUUAUAUCGUCUGUAAGUUUUAAUUGAAAACAGUUCCAGGAAAACGUGUAAUAAUUUACGUAAGUUUUAUUUUCUGAAAUACGAUUAAUGAGAGCUUAUAGAUCUAGUCUUCGUUUCAGCAAGAUAAAAAUAUAUUAAAAUUUGGCAAAUAACACUGCAUGUAAUUAGAACUGUUAACUGAAUUAUAGAAUUUGUCAAGUUCCGGUUAUAGACCUAGAGAGUAUAACUCUGUUACAGUGUCAAAUAGAACCAAGUGUAUUACAAGAAGUUCUGUGGAUUGAAAACCUGUUGCAGCGUGGAAAUCGCUAGAACAACUUAUUCCACCUUUGUUUUUCUGUGUAUAAAGUGUAAUGGGAUUUAAUGGGGGUUUCCACUUCGACUACAGCUUAGAAGAUGGCAAGUUGCCAACGGCAUGUUUUAUUCUUGUAAUGGUUAAGAGUUCAGAGUAGACAAAAGAGAUAAGGAAAAAGGGUUGAAAGAGGAAGAGGCAAGGUCUUGCCAGAAGUUGUCCAUUUGAUCGAUUCAGCUUUACUAUAGGAGUACACAGACAGACAUUUGAGGGGAAGGGGUGGUUGGCGCUCUACAGGUGGCCGGAACCCAUGUUCAUCCCUACAGCACCAUAGGAGAAGCACCGAACAUCAACAUAAACUAAUUGUGGCAGAAAUGAUGGCAGGUAUCACGUGAUGCAGCACCCCUAGGCAGCUCCCGGCCUUCUGCAACGAUUCGUGUUCUCUUCUGCUGCAGUUUAAGGUCAGCCAUUUCGUUGGAGAGCUACAAAAUGGUUGCACCGGCUCUGAUUCUCUACACCAGGCACCAUAAUGUAAAACAAGAGAGGAGCGCCUAGCGUCAGCAGUAAUGAAGGGGUGGCGGUUCCCGCCCCCUGCACCAUCAAAGAAAGACGUAAUGGUUCGUGGUGCUCUGUGCCAUAAACAGCGAAACAGCAUGUAAAGUUACUGCACAAUAAUAACAUUGCACUCUACGGUUAUUGUUCAUUUCCCAGUGAAGUCUGAAUGUUCAAGUGAUGGCAUUGAAGUGGUGACAGACCUUGUAUGAUAAUUUGUGACUGUUUUAACAAGACACAUUCCUGAGUUCGUGUUUUCGUGAAGCAGUUCCAGAUAUCAACAACGUACAGCCAUGUUGCCCACAAAUGUAAUGUCCUUUAUGAAGAAGAUGGUGACGACUAACGAAGGGGCGCCGAGUUCGUCAGACCCUGGAAGCGACUCUGGGACGGCGCUCAGCAAGUUGCGUCAGACACUGUCCUCUAGCCUCAUGACAGCUCAGGACAAAGUGACAAAGCUGUCUCCAGCAAGACAACCCGUGGCGCCUGAUCCCGCCUCGACGCCUACCGACGACAAAACUACUCAACCUAACAAGACGGAAGAAACCAGCGUCAGCAAACUGAAAACAGAGGCCGCCAAGCCCCCGUGUCGCACAGGAGCGUGCAGAGUCUGUCUGAAGAGUUUCAAGCCUAACGACUUCUUCCGAACCUGCUUCGAGUGUCAGCAGAAGGUAUGCGAGGACUGCGCGUCGUACUCCAAGCUGGACGAGAACGAGGACCAGAGUACCUGGAGAUGCAGCAUCUGUCGCCGGAAGAUGCAGAGCAGAGCCCAGCCGGUUAUCCAGCAGGACUCUACAGACAGUCUUCUGGAUGUCCCGAUGUUGGAAGCGUUACAGAGGAGGCACUCUGACGUCAAGAUCAACCCCGCUUCUGCAGGUGGUAAAUGGGCCGGACUGGCCCUCAUGUUGCCGAGAGCUGAGCGUCGCCGGCAUUCUGAUGUUUCACCGUCGGCACUGAAGGAGUUAAGCAGCAAGGUCACAGCAUUGAGUAAGGAGGAGGACGAGAUAGCCAAGAGAAGGAGUUCAUGCUUCCCAGUGUCGUCAGCAACAGACCCUAUGCUGGUGCCUCCCCCACGUUCCCCAGAGUUGCGGCGCCAUUCUGACGUGUCUGCAGUCUCGCUGAAGGAACUGCAGAAACUGCAGGCGGGAGGAGCUGGUGGUGGUGGAGGCGGCCUGGGAGCUGGUCUUGCGCCGCCGCGGACACCAGAACUGAGGCGUCACUCUGAUGUGUCACCCGCUUCACUCAAAGAGUUGGAAAAAGUGGCCGGCGAGAGACGGGAGGAAUUGAGGUGGGAGAGGGAGAUGGAGUGGCGGCAGCAUGGGAAGAGGGAGUCAUCGCGUGGUUCACCUGGCACUAGCCGCGUAGGCAGCCCGCAGGCUGAGAGGAGACCAUUCGGAGACGAGCGCAACUGGGACCCACGGCUUAAGCCAGAUGACUCUGAACACAACGGGAGAGGACGAGCAUCUCCAGGAUCGAAACCACCGACGGUCACCGUUGGCUCGGACGAUGCCGAUGCUGAGGGUGAGGCGUGGAGGAGGCGACAGAGUAGAUCCCGAAGGAUGUCCAGGGUUACAAGACAGCACAGUUAUGAUGACGAAAUCAAGAACACAUCCGGAAGCGGUGGUAAUCAAGUCGGAUGUGGAGACGCCGGACUUGGUCUGCCAGUUCAGUUGCCAAGACGCGCCUCUGCUUAUGACGUGUAUGCUGUGCGCUCCGGUGAUCCGGGGGUUGGCGGGGGCCUAAACCCAGUUGCAUUGGCGGCGGCCGUGGCCAAUGUAUCCAGGCAACAGCAGCAGCAAGGCCAACAACAGAGUCAGCAGUCCUCUGUCAGGUAUGGUAGCAAUGGUGACGCUGUGGAAACGGGAGACGGCCCAAGCCCGUCAGGAAUUCCUACGUCCAGAAGACCAUCCUUCAGGGCAACCAAACCGCCCGGACUCUACGAUACCGACUCACCAGACCAAUCCGCGUUCGACACCUCAUCUUCGCCUCUGUCCCCGGAAGCAACUGCAGGUGGCGCACCAGGACUCAUUGUGGAUGAGGAUAGGCGCACGAGGCGAAGAGGGUCACAAUUACCUGAUCUGAGUGCCAUUCAAGCCCGGAUACCAGCCGCCAGACCUACCGCAGUACCUCCUCGUGCCAUGGACGAUUUGUGUGGCGGGGAGACGGUGAGACGUCAGGCGUCGGUAACGGACGGCGAGGCCAUCAAGAUUGUCAUCCACGACGUUGAUUCAGACUCCAACUUCAGUACACGCCCGGGUUCCAAGAGGAGGGUGGUGUUACGGCGCGACCCGGCGGACAAGGCGCACAGGAGUGAGUACAUCCCCCCUCACCAGUUGCUGGCCAGAGGCUUCGGGAUGCGGGUUGUGGGCGGCAAGACCGGAAGUGACGGGAGACUCUUUGCCUACAUCGUCUGGACCGUACCCGGUGGUCCCGCAGAGAAAGGUGGCCUCCAGCAAGGUGACAAGGUGCUGGAGUGGGACGGUGUUCCGCUUGUGGACCGCAGUUUUGAGGAAGUGUGUGCUGUCAUGGACCGAACGGGGGAGGUCGCCGAGUUACUAGUGGAGCAUGGCACUGACCUGCGAAUGUGCGACCUCCUGGACGAUCCAAGUGCCUCGGUUUCAGGUUCCAGAAAGUCGCAGCAGGGAGAGUCUUUAGGAAUGCAGCUCGAAUCCGAACAAGAGAAGACGCCUACUUCACCAACACGACGGAAAUUACCCAAAACACCGGAACAACUGGCACGUGAGAAAGCGGUGAGCGGUCGAACACAGCUUCAAGUGUUCUACCAUGACGAGAAACAAGAACUUGUUGUGUCUGUGCUGGCCGCUGACGACCUGGCGCCCCGUGAAGACACCGGCUACGGGACGCUCCCUGAAGCUUAUGUCAAACUCAGGUUGAUGCCAGUGACGAACGAGCAGUGUUGUGCUCAAUCAGAUGUAGCGGAACCCACGCAGAAUCCCAUUUGGAAUGCAACGUUUGACUUUCCGAAUGUCCCAGGCGAGGAACUCAUGGACAAAACAAUUGAAAUAACGUUAUGGGAUUCCUGCCCCGACCGAGACAGUGUCUUCCUUGGCGAAUGCACCGUAGACUUACAGAAGGCAUUUCUAGAGGACAGACCAGUAUGGUACCGACUUGAGGACCCCCGUCAACUGCGAGGAGGAGGGAAGUCACCUCAUUCAUCACCCCGGAGUUCUCUUGCAAACGAAGUCGCUCAGCGGCUCCUCAGAAGAACAGAAUUUGGCCAGCAAAAGUCCUUCUCAGAUGACAAGGACAGUGAUGAGAAGGCCAGCAGCCCAGAGCUCAACUUCCUACAUCCAGACCAUGCUUGGUUGGCACUAGGGUCCGCCUCAAGCUCUAGACGGGGCUCCAGCCAAUCCGAGCAGCUGGAAGUUGAGACGUACCAACUUGGGCGUGAUUUUUCCAGAUCUCUUCCAGGAUCUAGGCGCAGCUCCUUCCAGUCAGGACAAAAUGUUGCAGCCGAUAAAGAUCCUGAACUUCCACCUCCAAGCUACAGUAAAGAGCGACGAAGGAGCUCAUGCUCAAGGGGCAGAGAUCCAGACGAAAUCCUAAGGAGCCUCAAGGCAGUAAAGGGGGAGCUAGGUCGAACCAUGAGCCUGAGUGGGGAGAAGAGGAUGUUUAGACGGCACAAGGACAGGAGAGAAUCCAUGUUGGAUCUACCAGAAAAACAAGGGAUUGUUUGCAAUACUUCAUCAGAAGACGAGGAUAAGACCAGUGGAGCAGUGACUGGAGGUACCAUUCUUGAUGAUGACGACGUGAAGCUGCUACCGGAAGUGACGUUGGGACCGGGGCAGAUUCACCCACGCGGCUACCGCCUGACCACAGGCCACUAUGGAGAAAUCAAACUGGGUCUGCUCAUGACGAAGGGACAACUAGAGGUUGAGGUGAUGUGUGCUCGCAACAUCGCCUGUGAAGCGAGAGAGAGCUUGCCAGAUACGUAUGUGAAGACAUAUCUCCGAGAUGGUGAUCGAUGGCUGCAGAAGAGAAAAACAAGAGUGGUGAGACACAGCAAUGACCCUCAGUACCGCCAAACACUACGUUACUCAGCUUGUGAUGUUUUGGGUCGUUCAUUGCUUGUUAUGCUCUGGGAGCGGCAAAAGGGAUUUGAACAUAACCAGGGAAUUGGUGGUGCGGAAGUUGCAUUGGACAAGAUACAAUUGACCCACCUCACUACUGGCUGGUACCCACUUUUCCCCAUUCACAGUCUUGGUUCUGACUCAAAUGAUUCUCCAUGACACAUUCCACCACUUAUUACUGUCUACCUCAUCAUUUUGCUGGUGUCAGUAAGGAUAGAAAUGGGCUUGUAUCCUCAGCUUACUUGUACCUACUGAUACCUGCAUGUAUUUCAGUUCACCUGGAAGAACCAAACAAGACAAAUCCUAGCAAUAUGGUAUAGUUUACAUGAUUCUGCAGAACUUUGGAAUGAAACAACUGAAGGUACUGAUGAAACAGUUUAUCUUGGACUGGGUUUGCUGAAGCUUAGGAAAAGAGAACCGGUUCUUUUAUGCUGAAGCUAAUGAAGGAAGUUUUGAAGCCAUUAUGCCCCAUGAUGUUGGUUUGUUGAAUACCACUUCCAUCCUUUUCAUGUUAGGUGUAUUGUCAUACACUGGGCAUAGCAGGUAAUGUCAAAUAUGUAAUAAUUUACAUCAAUUUCUUAGAAGUGCAAAUCUGUGUUCAGACGACAUUAUUUUUCUCAUAGAUUUCAUUGAAAAUUGACCGAUCAAUGAAAACGCAAAUCCAACUUGAAACUUAGGGGUUUAAUGUUAAAUCUCUGAGUUUCAUUAUACCUGCCAAGUAAACAUAAUCCAUGCUUUGGGAUAAUGCUAUAAUGUUAAUUUAUUGUGUUAGUAUAUUUGUAUUAUAAAAGGUAAAGAGUAUUUACUAUAUUAACAUAUAAUAAUAUAGCAAUAUCUGGAUACUGCAGAAUUAUUCUUUAGUUAUCAUGUUCUUACACACUUUAGUAUAUCUUCUUAUAAAGCUUUGCUGUAAGAAGCCAGGGACCAAGAUCAGAUGUAUUACCAGCAAUAUUAUUCGAUAGUGAGAUUGGUUUGGGAGGUUUUAGGUUGUCACAGCAGAUCUGAAUGUAUAUUGAGUCAAUUAGAUAUAAAGAUUUUUGAUAUUUGAGAAGUAGUGUUACUUCAUCUGAAGGUUUAAAUGUGAAAAAUAUGAGAAAGGAGGCCAUAUUUAUAAAAUAUGUUCAUAUUUUAUUUACUUAUUUAUUUGCUUUUAGUUAAUGUUGUAUCAUGAACCAAGAAAUGUAUAUUGCAACAGUUGAUGAAGAUGAUGGAAUAUGCGAUUUUGGCUCAAAACAUUCAAUGGUUACUGUAUUCCAGACUACUUCCAGAACACUAAUUUCUAUAUCUAGACUGACCUGAGACAUGAUUUUGCAUGAUUUUUCUCUCCUUCAGUUUCCUGUUCUUGGUAAAAUUUAAAUGUUAACAGUCUCUGCUUCAAGUUACUUGUAAAUUAGCAUUUUAAUUAUUGUUGAAGCUUAGGAGUACAUCCAUCAGAAGACUUCAUCUUAUGGUCAUUCCUCUGUAAUUAUGUCACUCUGAAGUCACUGGCAAUUGCUUCAAUUGCUAAUUCAUCCCACUUGGUUUUAGAUCAUCUGUUUUACAUAAACUGAAAUUAUCCAAUUUCCUUAUUCUUACAGGGCUGAAAAUGGGAAUAGAAAUGGGUAGAUGUCAUCUACUUAGUUUCAUAAUACUUCAUUUUGAGGAAGCUGUUUCCAUUGCCUUAAGACAUCAUAACUGUCAUUCCCAACAACGAUACAUGAUAACUGACUAAUUAAGCACUAUGCCAUGAAGGCAUAUGGGGGAGUGGAUACAUGAUACAUGCAGGAACAAAUUCAUAAGCCUACAUUAUAAUAAUUUCCUUUAAUGUGUUGAACAUUUCCCUUGGCUUUUCUGCUGGUCUGGAAUGUCUACCUAGUUCUGAAAAGCCAUUUCACCCCUGGAUUUUUAUGAAAACAUGUUCAAGGGAAGUUCAAAUACAACUAACGACCCCUGCAAUCAUAUCAUGUCUGGUUUUGCCAGUAUUUGCAUGAUACUGUCCCCUAGCAGAACCUUUCCACUUCAUCGUUUGAGUCAGUAACAAAACUAAUUACAAUGGGCUGGUCUUGAUACAAUGUCUUGAUUGAAAUAGCUUGCCAAUGUAUUAGUUGUAAAUACAAUAUAUAUUUGUGAUGCA
Messenger RNA from Cryptotermes secundus, 7506 nucleotides. Its product is annotated as regulating synaptic membrane exocytosis protein 1. Gene Ontology annotation, cellular component: presynaptic membrane; cytoskeleton of presynaptic active zone. The transcript has 26 exons. The record is from RefSeq and is a predicted model, not a curated record. Gene Ontology annotation, biological process: regulation of membrane potential; calcium ion-regulated exocytosis of neurotransmitter; regulation of synaptic plasticity. Bases 1599 to 5552 code for a protein of 1317 amino acids. Lineage: Eukaryota; Metazoa; Arthropoda; Insecta; Blattodea; Kalotermitidae. Gene Ontology annotation, molecular function: transmembrane transporter binding; small GTPase binding.